AUGAGCAAUCAGUACCAGGAGGAGGGCUGCUCCGAGAGGCCCGAGUGCAAAAGUAAAUCGCCAACUUUGCUCUCCUCCUACUGCAUCGACAGCAUCCUGGGCCGAAGGAGCCCGUGCAAGAUGCGGCUGCUGGGAGCUGCGCAGAGCUUGCCCGCCCCGUUGGCUGGCCGCGCCGACCCGGAGAAGGCCGUGCAAGGCUCUCCCAAGGGCAGCAGCGCCCCGUUCGAGGCCGAGCUGCACCUGCCGCCCAAGCUUCGGCGCCUGUACGGCCCCGGCGGGGGCCGCCUCCUCCAGGGCGCCGCCGCAGCUGCGGCAGCGGCAGCGGCUGCGGCCGCAGCGGCCACGGCCACGGCCACCGCGGGGCCACGGGGGGAAGCGCCGCCGCCGCCCAGCGCGCGGCCCGGGGAGCGGCCGGAUGGCGCGGGGGUCACGGUGGCCGCUGCGGCUGCCGCGGCCGCCGCCUGGGACACGCUCAAAAUCAGCCAGGCGCCGCAGGUGAGCAUCAGCCGCAGCAAGUCGUACCGUGAGAACGGGGCGCCCUUCGUGCCGCCGCCGCCCGCGCUGGAAGAGCUGGGCGGCCCGGGGGGCGCCACGCACCCCGACGAGCGUCUCGGCCCGGCCGCCGGCCCCGGCGGCGCCCCGGCGGCGGGGGGCGGCCCGGGCGCCGAGGACGAUGAAGAGGAACUGCUGGAGGACGAGGAGGACGAGGACGAGGAAGAAGAGCUGCUGGAGGACGACGACGAGGAGCUGCUGGAGGACGACGACGAGGAGCUGCUGGAGGACGACGCGCGCGCGCUCCUCAAGGAGCCCCGGCGCCUCGGCGUGGCCGCCCCGGGCGCGGUGGCCGCUGCCGCCGCCGCUGCCGCCGCUGCUGCUGCCGCCGCCGCCGCCGCGGCCACCGAGGGCGGGGAGCUGUCGCCCAAGGAGGAGCUGCUGCUGCACCCCGAGGAUGCCGAGGGCAAGGACGGCGAGGACAGCGUGUGCCUGUCGGCGGGCAGCGACUCGGAGGAGGGCUUGCUGAAGCGCAAGCAGCGGCGCUACCGCACCACGUUCACCAGCUACCAGCUGGAGGAACUGGAGCGGGCCUUUCAGAAGACGCACUACCCCGACGUCUUCACCAGGGAGGAACUGGCCAUGAGGCUGGACUUGACUGAGGCCAGAGUCCAGGUGUGGUUCCAGAACCGUCGGGCCAAGUGGCGCAAGCGGGAGAAGGCGGGUGCUCAGACGCACCCCCCGGGCAUGCCUUUCCCUGGGCCCCUGUCGGCCACGCACCCGCUCAGCCCCUACCUGGAUGCCAGCCCCUUCCCUCCACACCACCCAGCGCUGGACUCGGCUUGGACGGCCGCUGCUGCCGCCGCUGCUGCCGCCUUCCCGAGCCUACCACCGCCUCCCGGCUCGGCCAGUCUGCCGCCCAGCGGGGCGCCGCUGGGCCUGAGCACUUUCCUCGGAGCCGCCGUGUUCCGGCACCCAGCCUUCAUCAGCCCUGCAUUUGGCAGGCUCUUUUCGACCAUGGCCCCCCUGACUAGCGCGUCGACCGCGGCCGCGCUCCUGAGACAGCCCACGCCGGCCGUGGAGGGCGCCGUGGCUUCGGGCGCGCUGGCUGACCCAGCCACGGCGGCCGCAGACAGACGCGCCUCUAGCAUAGCAGCGCUGAGGCUCAAGGCCAAGGAGCACGCGGCGCAGCUCACGCAGCUCAACAUCCUGCCGGGCACCAGCACGGGCAAGGAGGUGUGCUAA
Suncus etruscus (white-toothed pygmy shrew) is the source of this 1737-nucleotide messenger RNA. RefSeq names its product aristaless related homeobox (gene ARX). Gene Ontology annotation, biological process: regulation of transcription by RNA polymerase II. The record is from RefSeq and is a predicted model, not a curated record. The transcript is spliced from 5 exons. NCBI's taxonomy places the organism in Eukaryota, Metazoa, Chordata, Mammalia, Eulipotyphla, Soricidae. Bases 1 to 1737 code for a protein of 578 amino acids. Gene Ontology annotation, molecular function: DNA-binding transcription factor activity, RNA polymerase II-specific; RNA polymerase II transcription regulatory region sequence-specific DNA binding.